AUGAGGAAUUCGAAAGAAUUAAUCAACUUACUUAAUAGAAGGAUAUAUAUAAGGAUACAAGAACUAAAUAUCCAAUUAUACAGCACAAAAACUCAAUCAACAGAUCUUAUUCCAAUAAAAUAUGAAGCAUUUUCUCAAGUUCUUACGACACUUUAUUCUUUCCCAAAUAUGAAGCCUGUACGAUUUCAAAAAUUUCCAUCAAAUUUUCUGAAUCUUCCUCUUAGAAGAGACAUUCUUCAUCGUGCAGUGGUUUAUGAAGCGAAUAAACGAAGACAAGGAACAGCAUGCAAGAAAAAUAGAUCAGAUGUUCGUGGUUCAAAUCGAAAAAUUCGACCACAAAAAGGGACUGGUAGAGCACGUCUUGGAGAUAUUCGCUCUCCUUCUAUAAGAGGGGGGGGUCUUGCACAUGCACCUAAACCUCGUGAUUUUUCUACUAAACUUCCGCGUAAAAUUUAUUAUUUGGCUAUAAGAACUGCGCUGUCUGCUAGAUAUAAUAAAGGAGAGAUCAUUGUUAUUAAUCAUACUUUUGAAUUACCAACACAUAAAGCAAAAGCCAUGGUAAGCAUAAUGAAGACAUAUCGUUGGAAUAAUAAUAAUGGCGGCACUGUUUUUAUUAUGUACGCCGAUCGAAAAAACUUUAAAUACUCAACUGGAAGCUUAGGAGCUCAUUGUAUUGUUCGGAAUGUAAAGGAACUUUCUGUUAAAGAUAUUUUAAUGAAAAAAAGAAUUAUUAUUGAACGCAAAGCACUUGAAUGGCUUGAAGAAAAAACAAGAAUAGAAUAA
This is a messenger RNA of Pneumocystis murina B123, 783 nucleotides long. RefSeq names its product 50S ribosomal protein L4. The record is from RefSeq and is a predicted model, not a curated record. The transcript is spliced from 4 exons. Gene Ontology annotation, cellular component: ribosome. NCBI's taxonomy places the organism in Eukaryota, Fungi, Ascomycota, Pneumocystomycetes, Pneumocystales, Pneumocystaceae. Gene Ontology annotation, molecular function: structural constituent of ribosome. Gene Ontology annotation, biological process: translation. Bases 1 to 783 code for a protein of 260 amino acids.